Messenger RNA from Linderina pennispora, 2244 nucleotides. RefSeq lists its product as uncharacterized. The transcript has a single exon. The record is from RefSeq and is a predicted model, not a curated record. The coding region runs from base 1 to 2244 and encodes 747 amino acids. Lineage: Eukaryota; Fungi; Kickxellomycota; Kickxellomycetes; Kickxellales; Kickxellaceae.
AUGAAGGACUACGCUGGCUUAUUCGACGCCAUGGUAGCAAACAUCACCGCCCCACCUCUAUCACUUGAUGAAUUCCGCCUGUUCGUCUCUCGCGAUUCGCAAGCAAAAAAUGCGCUUGCAUUCUGUGAGUGGUACCAGCGCUAUCGCACUGUAUAUUUCGACCGCAGCGGCGUGCAAUCACUACACAAGACAGCAACUACUGCAGCUAGCUCACGUCCUGGAAUACCCGAGCAGUUUGCGCUGUCGAAUUCCAACUUGUCGUCGCUGAGAUCAGCCCGUUUGCCUGUUGACCGUAUCUCGAUGCGGUCAAUCUCGGUACCAAAUUUGCGAUCCCGUGGCUUGAAUGCCGCAGCAGCCUCUGGCGGAAACAUUUACACGCUCAAGGCUCACAGCUUUACAGAUCUUCAUCAGGGUGCUGCUAGCCACGGCCGCAGCACGAUCAGCUCUGGAACCACGGACACACAGAGCUCAUCCAGCCUACAUGCAGCUUCCUUCGGCCCACACCAGGCCAAGGAGCAGGGAGCCGACACUGACCAGGAGAGCGCUUCUGAGGCUACGCCAGUUGCCCACGCUGAAACACCCGCAAAGGCAUUGCUCAGUCGCCGGCGACACUCACUACCCGCUACGCCUUGUGACUAUGUGCUCGAGUCUGAAUCCAAAGAGCAGGAGGAAAACAGGCAGCAAAUACAGUCUCUACUUGUCCUGGAGUGCUGGAUGCGAUUCCUUGACGACAACGCCGCCGAACAGUUGGUCAUCCCAGAUGCUGAACUGCGGUUUAUCAAGGAGCGCCUGCCGCUCAGCAUCACCCAUCUAACGCGGCCACUGCUCUGCCCAGGCGACAUGAUUUCAGCCCGGUCGUCAGCCUCAGGCGCCAAAAUUAAUUCAGCAGCGGCGACAGUUGCACAGUCGCGUACUGGUGACGACGACUCUAUUGAAAUCGGGAGCCACGAGCCGCAUAAUCCUCGUCGCAUGGUGACUCUUGGCCUGGUUACCCAGCGCUCGCUUCAGUUUCAGCAGCCCGAUUAUAUUCUCAAGCGCAACUUCGUCUCUCAAGUCCAGCUGCGUCGGGUUAAUCUGGACCAGGUUCAGUCCCCGCUGUCGCUUAAAUUCGGAGUCAAAUAUUCCGACUCUGAAUCUGACGAUUAUGCUGAGGUGCAUGUAGCUGCGCUAAAUGGCUCAACCACUGCAAAGGAUUUUAUUGCUGGCAUUCGCCGCAUCUCUACCAUGCCCACCAUGAGAUUGGGAAAGAUGAUGUCCCAGCUGGCACUCAACCCUGACGCUGAUUCGAUAUCGCCUACUGAGGCGACGGCAAUGCGCACUCAACGCCUCAUCUCUGUUGGCGAGCUCCGAAAACACCACCCUUCGUUGCGUCCUCGCCCGCCUUUCGUGUCUGUUAUCUCCGGAGGCAAGAACGUCGAUAUUCUAGGAUACAAACCGGUUCCACAGUCUAUUUCCGAGCUGCUUGAGCCAAACGCUGUUCCUCCAGCUCUCUUUGACACCAUUGCAAAGCUAGCAACGGCCCACCUUGUUGCCAACCACUUUCCAGACUUUUGCUGGCAGGCGUCGCAGAACAUUUCGCGUAAGGAGGGUAUCAUCGGUUUAGCCGCUGCGUUUAUGUCGCUUUUCGUAGGCCUCGCCGUAGCCACUGCCAUGACGCUGGGCCAUGUGCACACCGCUUGGCGAGCAUUUGCCCUCCCGUUCCUGUUUGCUGCCUGCUCGAUUGGCGUGGUUGCAUGGCGACGUGUCAGCAUCUGUCUGUGGUUUAUGCGCAGGCGGUCGACGAGAAUUGUCAAAUCACACAUGCUAACCCGUACUCGCGAUCCCGAGAUGGCUGUGCAAACCGAUCCCAGCCAACAGGGGCUCGAUCUCAAACGUGUGCGUAUCAUCACAGGGACAUUCGUCGACCCGUACCAGGCCUGCAUCUCUGGCACUGUCCUUACCGGCUGGCAGUACAUAUCUGGAUCCUGCGGUAAUAUAGUUGCAAUUCCUGCCGCUGUCUCAAGUCCUUCACUGUGGUCGUACCAGACCACACUGAUGCCGGUCAACAGCUUCGUGAGUAGACUGGUAACACUAAUGCUGCGCUCACGGUGCAUGGGCAGCUCAUGGACGAUUGACCUAGACCAGCACUACUACGAGGUAAUUGAGCCCGAGGUGCUACAUGACCAGUCCCGCACUGUUCUUAUCGAGCUUGCUAUCAUACUGGUGCUCUUCACGAUAAUCGCUGCGAUUGUGUUUGUAUGGUGA